AUGAGGCUGCAUCAACAAUUUAUGGACCACAUGGUCUGUCCACUUACUUGCAGCUCUUCAGAGGCCUUGCUAAGAUUAAUUCUUAAUACUGUGGAUAGAGCAUCAAUAGACAGAACAUUUGGGGAUGUCCUGCAGCCAGCAGAACCCACAUACGAAGUAGGAGAAGUUGCUGAAGUUACAUCUGUAGGUGCUAACCUGAAAAAUUCAGCAGAAAACCAGACUCAGCAGACUCAGCCCAUUUCUUUAACUCCCUUCCUCACUGGGGAGAAAUAUGAGGCCACUUCAGCCUCAUGGCAGAUAGUGUGUAAUAAUGCCUCCUGGGAGACAUGUUUUUAUUGGCACAAGGGAUUAUUGGGUCAGAGCAAUGGAACGAUAGAAUGGCAUAUUCCAGACACUGCCCAGCCUAGAAUCUACAGAAUAAAAUAUUGACACAAUAGGAAGCAGGAUAUUUGGAAGUCUACUAUCAUGCUUUCAUCUGAAGGCACAUCUACUGUUGUAACCACUUAG
Otolemur garnettii (small-eared galago) is the source of this 507-nucleotide messenger RNA. Its product is annotated as putative inactive neutral ceramidase B. NCBI's taxonomy places the organism in Eukaryota, Metazoa, Chordata, Mammalia, Primates, Galagidae. Gene Ontology annotation, molecular function: N-acylsphingosine amidohydrolase activity. Gene Ontology annotation, biological process: sphingosine biosynthetic process; long-chain fatty acid biosynthetic process; ceramide catabolic process. The record is from RefSeq and is a predicted model, not a curated record. Gene Ontology annotation, cellular component: extracellular region.